Molecule: messenger RNA, 2068 nt
Organism: Pogona vitticeps (central bearded dragon)
Lineage: Eukaryota; Metazoa; Chordata; Lepidosauria; Squamata; Agamidae
Source: RefSeq, a predicted model, not a curated record
UUUGCCUGAGUCUAUUCACUGCUUGUGCUUCUGUGGCUGACCAUCAUCUUAGGAGUUUUUUUUCACUUGCUUUAAGGAGGUCGGCUAGUUUCUCCUAGCACAAAAGGGGAACAAAACAACAUGUUUUGAAAUCCCCUAGAAGACAACAUUAUGACAAGUUAGGAAUAAAAGCAACUGGAGACUUCAUAGAUAGGCAGCUCAUUACAAGUGGACUGAAUGCGCAACAUUGUGGAAAACACAUGAUGGCCUUCAUCGCUUUGACGACACUACAGAAAGGUGUGGUUUGGAAGAUUCUUCAGAGACUGGGCUUAGCUUCUACAAGAUGCUUCAGCAAACACCAGCUAGCCCGAGCGGGGCAGAAUUUUUCAGACUACGAAUCCAUCCAUCGAGAGUAUAAGCCAGAAGUGCCAGAGUUCUUCAACUUUGCCAAAGAUGUGGUGGAUAAAUGGGCCGAGGCAGAAAUGGGAGGAAGGCGGCCUUCGAAUCCGGCUCUGUGGUGGGUCAGCGAGGAAGGAGACCAAGUUCAGUGGAGCUUUGUCGAGAUGGCUCUCGCGUCCAAGAAAGCAGCCCGGGUGCUUUCGGAACAGUGUGGCCUGCAGAAGGGAGAUCGAGUGAUCUUAAUUCUGCCCCGAAUCCCAGAAUGGUGGCUCUUGAACGUGGCUUGCAUCCGAACAGGAACAAUCCUUAUUCCUGGGACAACGCAGCUGACCGAGAAAGAUCUUCUCUACCGACUAAAGGCAUCUAAAGCUAGGUGUAUAAUUACAGACCACAUUCUGGCCCCGACUGUAGAGGCGGUUGCUUCCAAAUGCCCAUCUCUAGAAUGUAAACUAAUUGUGUCACAGGAACAUAGGGAAGGCUGGCUGCACUUCAACGACUUGUUGAAACGUGCACCUGCUGAGCACAGCUGUACAGCCACCAAGAGCCAUGAGCCCAUGGCAAUCUACUUCACCAGUGGCUCAACCGGCACUCCCAAAAUGACUGAACAUUCUCAUGGCAGUCAUGGACUUGGACUCGGUGUAAAUGGAAAAUAUUGGCUUGAUUUGACCCCCUUGGACGUAAUGUGGAAUACGUCAGACACAGGCUGGGCAAAAUCAGCAUGGAGCAGUGUUUUUGCACCCUGGAUCCAAGGAGCGUGUGUGUUUGUACACAGCAUGCCACGUUUUGAGCCAAAGCCUGUCCUAGAAACUCUGUCAAGGUUUCCGGUAACAACAUUCUGUUCUCCUCCAACGGCUUAUCGGAUGCUGGUUCAUCACAAUUUAAGCAGUUACAAAUUCCACAGCCUGAAACACUGCCUGAGUGCGGGAGAACCCAUGAACCCUGAAGUGAUGGAGGAAUGGAAGGAAGAAACGGGGCUUGACAUCUAUGAAGGCUACGGGCAGACCGAAACGGUGCUGGUUUGUGGAACUUUCAAAGGGAUGAGGAUUAAGCCGGGUUCCAUGGGGAAACCUUCUCCUGCUUAUGACACUCAGAUAAUAGAUGAGGACGGAAACAUUUUGCCCCCUGGAAGAGAAGGAGACAUUGCUAUCCGAAUAAAACCGAACAGGCCAUUUUGCCUUUUCACUCAAUAUGCGGACGAUCCAGAAAGAACAGCUUCAACCAUGCGUGGGAGCUUCUAUGUCACUGGGGACAGAGGGAUGAGGGAUGAAGAAGGCUACUUCUGGUUCAUAGGAAGAGCAGAUGAUGUCAUCAAUUCUGCUGGAUACCGGAUUGGGCCAUUUGAAGUGGAAAGCGCUUUGAUAGAACAUCCCUCUGUGGUAGAAUCAGCAGUCGUUAGCAGCCCAGAUCCCGUCAGAGGAGAGGUUGUGAAAGCUUUUGUGGUUUUGGCACCAGACUAUGCGUCCCAUAAUCCAGAAGCACUGAUUAAGGAACUACAGGACCAUGUCAAAAAGGUCACCGCUCCCUACAAGUAUCCUAGAAAGGUGGAGUUUGUGCCACAUCUGCCAAAGACGAUCAGUGGGAAAAUCAAGAGAAAUGAACUGCGCAAGAAAGAGUGGGGGAAGCUUUAGAAUUAUCUGCCUGUUUACUUCCAGAGUGUGCAUCCUAAGAGUAAAAAAGCUUUGUAUUUGUU